Messenger RNA from Thecamonas trahens ATCC 50062, 1525 nucleotides. Its product is annotated as O-phosphoseryl-tRNA(Sec) selenium transferase. The record is from RefSeq and is a predicted model, not a curated record. NCBI's taxonomy places the organism in Eukaryota, Apusomonadida, Apusomonadidae. Gene Ontology annotation, biological process: selenocysteine incorporation; conversion of seryl-tRNAsec to selenocys-tRNAsec. Gene Ontology annotation, molecular function: tRNA binding; O-phosphoseryl-tRNA(Sec) selenium transferase activity. The transcript has a single exon. The coding region runs from base 23 to 1525 and encodes 500 amino acids.
CUCCAGACAUCAUCGAGGGAGCAUGGAUGAAGGCAACCUGAAACUCGCACAAGAGUUUCUUCCUGAAGAGUAUGUGCGACAAGGAGGUGUGUCACUGGGCGGACGGGCCCGUGCGGUGCGGAGUCUCCUGUCGCAGCGACAGCUGCCGAGACAGGGCUGGAACGAGGCGAGCAUCAGUGCCUUUCUCGAUGAGCUGGCGACGAUGGACUCGAACAACUUUGCUGAUCGUGCUGGUGUUGGUGAGCGGGAGGCUCGCGUGUUCUCGCCGCUGGUAGCUCGGAGACACUUUGGACUCGGCCAUGGCGUCGGCCGAUCGGGCGAGCUAGCUGCUGUCCAGCCCAAGGCUGCCGGAUCAUCGCUGAUGUACAAGCUGGCCAACGCUCUUGUUCUGCACGCGCUUCGGCUGGCAGGCAUGCGGGUCGCAAAGAAAGCCAUCAUUGUGCCGACCGCCACGGGUAUGGCGCUCGUUCUCUGUCUCCUUGCGCUCUGUGCGCAGGACGAGGAGGCCAACCGCGAGGAGCACGGCUCGAGUGCUGACGAUGGUGGGGCAAGUGAGAGCAGACACGCGCGGCGGUACGUCAUCUGGCCGCGGAUCGACCAAAAGACGGCGUUCAAGGCCAUCCUCACUGCGGGGCUCACGCCGCUGGUGGUGGAGCCGCGCAAGUGCCCACGCGGAAGCGACGCGCUGGUCACCGACGUCGACGGCGUGCGGGCAGCGAUCGAGUCGGUCGGCGCCGACAACGUGCUGUGCAUUCUCUCGACCACCUCUUGCUUUGCGCCGCGAACGCCCGACAAGGUGGUGGCGCUGGCGGAGUUGGCGUCCGAGUACGGCAUCGGGCAUGUGGUCAACAACGCGUACGGUGUGCAGUCGCGGCGUUGCAUGGGUCUGCUCAACGAGGCUGCACGGGUCGGCCGGCUAGAUGCCUUUGUCCAAAGCACUGACAAGAACUUUAUGGUGCCGGUCGGCGGCGCCGUGGUGGCAUCGGCUAACAAGGCCUUUGUUGACGCCGUCUCGCUGCUCUACCCGGGGCGCGCGUCGGCGGCACCCAUCGUCGACCUCUUCAUCACCCUGCUGGCCAUGGGCGAGGAGGGAUGGACCGAGCUGCUGGCCUCGCGGGCCGACGUCUUUGGCUACGCACAGGCCGAGUUGGCCCAGGUCGCUGAGCGGACUGGGCUCCGCCUCCUCGACGUGCGCGGCAACGACAUCUCGAUGGCGCUCUCGCUUGACGCGCUGAGCUCCGAGUGCGGCGGCGACGACGAUGCCGUCACCAUGCUCGGCUCGAUGCUGUUUGUGCGCUCGGUUUCGGGCGCCCGCGUCGUUGUCCCGUCCAAGACCAAGACCAUCGGCCCGGUCACGUUUGCCCACUACGGGUCGCACUCGUCGGCCUCGUCCGAGCCGUACGUCAACGUCGCCGCCGCCAUUGGCAUGACCUCCACGGACAUCGACCGCUUCGUUGUCCGCUUUGAGAAGACGCUCGCCGCGUGGCGCAAGGCACACGCCUCCCCGAGCACCAGCACCUCCUGA